This is a messenger RNA of Amyelois transitella, 4851 nucleotides long. It is a transcript of the gene sl, whose product is annotated as 1-phosphatidylinositol 4,5-bisphosphate phosphodiesterase gamma-1. The record is from RefSeq and is a predicted model, not a curated record. Bases 168 to 3770 code for a protein of 1200 amino acids. Gene Ontology annotation, biological process: phosphatidylinositol-mediated signaling; phospholipid catabolic process; positive regulation of epithelial cell migration. NCBI's taxonomy places the organism in Eukaryota, Metazoa, Arthropoda, Insecta, Lepidoptera, Pyralidae. The transcript is spliced from 12 exons. Gene Ontology annotation, molecular function: calcium ion binding; protein binding; phosphatidylinositol-4,5-bisphosphate phospholipase C activity.
ACAAACAAAUAUCAGACAGAAGUGUGUGCGUGAUAAAAUAGGUACAAGUAGGAAUAAAUUGUAUUCAAUAUAUAUUUAUUUGAAGGCAUCUGCAUAUGGUACUUAAUUCCAUGUAGUCCGUACCUUCGCACAGUUGCCUUUCAACGUGCGCUCACAACGGAAGUGCAAUGAAUUCUAUUUGUUAUAAUGGGGCCAAUGACAGACUUAUCCACGAAGCUGAUCAGCUAAUAUCUCAUAUAGAAAGGGGAACCACGUUGCAUAAGUUCUAUCCCAGGAAGCGGCCUGAGCGCCGGAAUUUGUUGGUGCGACGCGAGACCCAUCAGGUGAUAUGGUACAAGACUGUUGCCCCUCAAAAACAGGCAUACGAAGGUUCGCUGGAUAUACGAGAUGUGAAAGAGGUACGCGUCGGGAAGUCGUCAAAAGACUUCGAACGGUGGCCAGAUGAAACGAAGAGGAUCGAGAGCUCCAAAUGCUUUACUAUUUACUAUGGUACAGAGUUCAAACUGCGCUCCGCGUCAUUUGCAGCCAACACAGACAAAGAGUGUGAGAGUUGGGUGAAAGGAUUGCGGUUCCUUGUAGAAGAGGCAAUAAGUGCUUCUUAUCCAUUGCAAAUUGAGAGAUGGCUUCGCAAAGAGUUUUAUUCUAUAGAAAAUUCGAAUGAAAAGAUAACUUUGAAGGAAGUGAAAGCUUUUUUACCAAAAAUUAAUUGUAAAAUACCAACUAGUAAGCUACGCGACAUAUUUCAAGAGGUCGACACUCACAAACGGGGUGAAAUUGGAUUUGAUGACUUCUCUAUUUUGUACCAUAAACUCAUAUUUGAUGAAAACAAUGUUCACGAAAUAUUCGACAAGCAUCACCUCUACUCGUCAAACGGGAGUAUCAUCUCGUUGCGAGAGUUCCAGAAGUUUCUGCUCAUUGAACAACAUGACCGUCUCGGCGACGAUGAGAUGCGAGCGUCCCAGUUCAUCCGGGAUUACCUGAGGGACCCUCAGAGGGAUACCGCCGAACCCUACUUCACUUUGAGUGAGUUUGUGGAAAUGUUAUUUUCGAAACAAAAUUCGAUAUGGGACAGCAGCCACGAUAAAGUGACCCAAGACAUGAAUAGGCCUCUUUCACACUACUGGAUAUCAUCUUCACACAAUACGUAUCUCACGGGGGACCAGUUCUCUAGUGAAUCUUCUCUUGAGGCGUACGUUAGAUGUCUUAGAUCGGGCUGCCGAUGCAUUGAGCUAGACUGUUGGGACGGCCCCGACGGCAUGCCUUUCAUAUACCACGGACACACGCUCACAACCAAAAUAAGAUUCAUGGACGUCCUCCGAACAAUAAAAGAACACGCCUUCGUUACCUCCGACUACCCACUCAUAUUGUCCAUAGAAGAUAACUGCUCCCUGCCCCAACAAAGAAAAAUGGCUAGUGCUUUUCAGGAUGUCUUCGGCGACAUGCUAUUAGUUCAGCCGAGUGAGAAAAACGAAACCGCUUUACCGUCCCCGCACGAUUUACGCAGAAAAAUCAUUUUGAAACACAAAAAGUUGCCGGAAGGCGCCGAGGAGAAUUCUUUUGCCGUGCGCCAGGAGGAGGGAAAGGAUCUAGAUUUGAGAAAUUCUAUAAAAAAUGGUAUCCUCCUUUUAGAAGAUCCUGUCGAUAAGGAGUGGAAUCCUCACGCGUUCGUGCUGACGGAGAAUAAGCUGUAUUACACCGAGCAUUAUAGUGCACAGAGGGAAACUGAUGGAGAUAGUGAUAGUGAGUUGGAGGGUGACAACACUAGUAUACCUCAAGACGAGUUGCAUUUCGGGGAGUGUUGGUUUCACGGCAAGCUGGCGGGCAAUAGGCAGGAGGCUGAGGACUUGCUUAGGGCGCACGCUCACCUGGGCGAUGGGACUUUUUUGGUGAGGGAGAGUGUGACUUUCGUCGGGGACUACUGUCUGUCUUUUUGGAGGCAAGGGAAGGUGAACCACUGCCGCAUAAAGCUGAAGCAAGAACGCGGCGUUACCAAGUACUUUCUCAUCGAUAUGGUUUGCUUUGACAGCCUCUACAGUUUGAUCAUGCAUUAUAAGCAACACCCGUUGAGGAGUCAGGAGUUCCUGAUCACACUCAAAGAGCCGGUGCCACAGCCGAACAAGCACGAGGGCAAGGAGUGGUUCCAUCCUCACUGCACGAGGGCGCAGGCCGAAGAGUUGUUGCGGAAAGCGAACACAGAUGGCGCUUUCCUAGUGAGACCUAGCGAGAAGGAACCAAACUCAUUCGCCAUCAGUUUCAGAACGGAAAGGGAGAUCAAACACUGUCGUAUUAAGUUAGAAGGGCGGCUAUACACUAUUGGCACGGUCAAGUUCGAGAGUUUGGUCGAGUUGGUGUCUUACUACGAGAAAAACCCGCUUUAUAAGAAGGUUAAACUGUGGUAUCCUAUCAGCGAAAAUAUCGUGAGGAGUAUCAUUGCUGAGCCUGACGACAGUUCGGUUUAUGGCACUCCUGGGUAUAUGGACCCGACAUCGUUCACUUCCAAGGUGACAGUGAAAGCCUUAUACGACUACAGGGCUAGGCAGGACGACGAGUUGUCAUUCUGUAAACACGCCAUCAUCACCAACGUCGACAAACCCGACGAGGGCUGGUGGAGGGGGGACUACGGCGGGAAGCGACACCAUUGGUUCCCCGCCAAUUACGUUCAAGAAAUCGAGGUUCCUCAUAUGCCAGAUAUUGCUGGCCUAGAAAACGAAACGGCUGCACUGGGAUCUCUUCAGAAAGGCGUGGUAGACGUGCUAGGAGCAGUCGUGGAACUAGUGGUGGGUGAAGCGAACGGUGCCUCCCGGUGGCUUGUCCGUAUCCAGAGUCCUUCCAUGUGCGCGCCCUUCGACAUGGCCGCCCCCUCGAACGAAGUCGCCAUCGAAUGGCUUUCCGCCAUCAAGGAAGCCGCACAGAGCGCAAGCGCCCGCUCCAUGCAAAACAAGAAAAUGGAACGCACGUGGAGAAUCGCCAAAGAAAUGUCAGAUCUCAUCAUCUAUUGCCGCUCCGUCGCCUUCAAUCAAGACAGGCUCCGCAACAAGGGCUUCAUCUUCACCGAAAUGUCCUCAUUCCCCGAAACGAAAGCUGAACGGCUCAUGUGCCAACAAGAGAAUCAGUUCUUCCUCAGAUACCACACGAUCCAACUCAGCAGGAUAUACCCUAAAGGUCAGAGGAUCGAUUCUUCCAAUUACAAUCCAGUUCCGUUCUGGAAUUCGGGAUCGCAAAUGGUGGCUUUGAAUUAUCAGACUCCGGACAAGCCUAUGCAGAUUAACAUGGGGAAGUUCAAAGAGAACGGCGGCUGCGGGUUUAUUCUGAAGCCGGAUUUCAUGUUCGACGAGGGCUACAACCCGAACGAUGUGAGGAGUAUUGAGAAGCGAGUGAAGCCCGUUACUGUGAUGUUGAGAGUGAUAGCGGCGAGGCAUCUGUGCAAGUCGGGCCGAGGGACGGCGAGCCCGUUCGUCGAAGUAGAAAUUGUAGGCGCCGAGUACGACAGCGGAACGAAACUGGUCACCAAAACUGUUGGCGACAACGGCAUCAACCCUAUAUGGAAUGACAUCUGCGAGUUCGAAGUGUCCAAUCCGGACCUGGCUCUUAUCCGCUUCCUGGUCCAGGACGAGGAUAUCUUCGGCGACCCGAACUUCAUCGGGCAAGCCACGUAUCCCUUGAAAUGCCUCCGUACUGGGUACCGGAGCGUUCCCCUCACUAACGCAUUCUCCGAGGAACUAGAGUUGUCCUCCCUCCUUGUUCAUAUAGCGCUGAUACAGAACCAUUAGAUCUAAAAAGUAUCUUUAUUGUAAUACCAUAAAUCUUAUCCGAAAAAGAUAAAUUUCUUAACUUACAACAGAUUAAAAAAAAUGAGUUUUUUACGGUGUGCGGUCCAUUCUAAAUUAUAAUAUGCCUUGAUCAAAUCGGGGACGUCCUGGCGGAAGGUCAAGUCGAAAGUACCCUAAACAGGGGUCUCUCUUAAAAGAAUAAUUAAUGUUUCAAAAGGAGCUCUGCCUUCUCUGUCUUCCGUUGAUGGGCGUGAUGUUUUAUGUAUAAAAUCAUUACUCCGUAUCGCAUUUUCGAAUCGACUGAAAAUAAUAUUUUGGACCGAAAAAAGUGAUGCUAAAUUUAAGCACGGAUUGGGGUUAAUUUAAUAUGUCAUUAGUCAUAUAAAGUGGAAUAAGGUAGCGAAGAAGAUACAAUAGCUAUAUCUGUUUUUUUCUCCUUUUAUAAUUAUUAUUGUUGUGCCGGAACCAAUUGAAAAAGAAUAGAACUACUCCAUUUCUUUCUGAUGGAUGUCGUAAAAGGAAGACUAAGGGAUAAGAUUACACAAUUGGGAUUCUUUUAGGCGAUGGGCUUGCAAAUUGAAUUCUAAUUCUAUUAGUAAGCCAAGCAGCUGAACGUGUUGUCACAACUGUUGACUGUCGGCCCCGCAAGGGAUACAGAUGUGAUUAUAUGUAUAUGUGUAUAAUUUUUUUUUCUGUUUAUUUUUCCUUUUAUUAUUCUUUUUUUUUAUUUUACCUUCAUGUGGCCUAAGUCCGGUACAGACUUUUUGGCUUUGUAAGGAAUAAAUACGUACUAAUGUUUAUGUUAUUCAACCAUAAUUUAAAUUUUUUUGUAAUGCCCAAUAUGUUUUGAAGAGAAAUAGUUUUGUAUCUUAAAUAUUGUAUAUAAGGAAAGUACAUUAGUAAGAGAAAGGCUGGGACACGAUAAGCAAUAUUUUCUACACAGAUGCUCUAACAUUCAUGUGUUCGUAAUUUCAUUGUUGUGUGUACAAAAAGUUGCACAUUUUAUUAAUUCAUCUUUUUUUAUCGUAGCUAGAUCGAUAUCUGUAUCAAAUUUUGUAAUACAGGCUUGAAGUUAGGGUUU